AGCUACUUUCCACCACCCCCCGUCGCGCCACGUCGCUUUUACGACUGUGAAGACCACUCGGCGUUCCCAUCCCUCCAUCCCUCCCUCCAUCCAUGGCUUCGGUGGAGUCCCGGCGGGUGGGAGAGGGCGGCGGCACCUUCCAGCCCUAUCUGGAUUCCUGGCGGCGGGAGCUGCAGCGGCAGGACCCCACGCUGCUGUCGGCGGCGGCGGCGCUCCUGGCCGUGCUGUUGACGCUGGUGUUCUGGAAGUUCGUCUGGAGCAGAAAGAGCAGCCAGAGAGCUGUUCUCCUGGUUGGCCUCUGUGACGCGGGGAAAACGCUCUUGUUUGUCAGGCUGCUCACAGGCCAUUACAGAGACACGCAGACAUCCAUCACGGACAGCUCUGCUAUGUACAAAGUCAACAACAACAAGGGCAACAGCCUGACCUUGAUUGACCUUCCCGGGCACGAGAGCUUGAGGCUUCAGUUCCUAGAUCGGUUUAAGGCUUCAGCCAGGGCGAUUGUGUUUGUGGUGGACAGUGCGGCAUUCCAGCGCGAGGUAAAAGACGUGGCCGAGUUUCUGUACCAAGUCCUCCUGGACAGCGUGGGUCUGAAGAGCGCCCCGUCCUUCCUCAUAGCCUGCAAUAAGCAAGAUAUUGCAAUGGCCAAGUCAGCGAAGUUAAUUCAGCAGCAGCUCGAAAAGGAACUCAACACCUUGCGCGUGACCCGCUCUGCCGCCCCCAGCACCCUGGACAGCUCCAGCUCUGCCCCUGCCCAGCUGGGAAAGAAAGGCAAAGAAUUCGAAUUCUCCCAGCUGCCCCUCAAAGUGGAGUUCCUGGAGUGUAGCGCCAAGGUCGGCAAAGGGGACCCGGCCUCUGCCGACAUCCGGGACCUGGAGAAGUGGCUGGCCAAGAUCGCCUGAGAGGAAGGGAGUGUGUGUGUGUGUGUGUGUGUGUGUGUGUAUGUGUGUGUGUGUGUGUGUGUAUGUGUGUGUGUGUGUGUGUGUGUGUGUGUGUGUGUGUGUGUGUCAUAAAGAAUGACGACAGCUUUGAAGAAGGGCUGUGGUUUUCUGGGUUGAUAAACACGUGUACAAACCGUG
Dipodomys spectabilis (banner-tailed kangaroo rat) is the source of this 1076-nucleotide messenger RNA. It is a transcript of the gene Srprb, whose product is annotated as SRP receptor subunit beta. NCBI's taxonomy places the organism in Eukaryota, Metazoa, Chordata, Mammalia, Rodentia, Heteromyidae. The record is from RefSeq and is a predicted model, not a curated record. Gene Ontology annotation, biological process: protein targeting to ER. Gene Ontology annotation, cellular component: signal recognition particle receptor complex.